ACUUUAUAAAUGUCUUGAAGCUCUGCCUCCUGAUUUGUUUCAGGUUGUAAAGAUGUCUUGAAGCUCCGCCUCCUGAUUUGUUUCAGUUUGUGAAGAUGUCUUGAAGCUCCGCCUCCUGAUUUGUUUCAGUUAGUAAAGAUGUCUUGAAGCUCCGCCUCCUGAUUUGUUUCAGUUUGUGAAGAUGUCUUGAAGCUCCGCCUCCUGAUUUGUUUCAGUUAGUAAGGAUGUCUUGAAGCCCCGCCUCCUGAUUUGUUUCAGUUAGUAAAGAUGUCUUGAAGCCCCGCCUCCUGCUGUGCUUGCAGCCCCUCAGGACACCAGUUGAGCUGUCAGUUGCUGCUCUGGUUGCUGCGACAGUGCUCAGUGAAGCAACACCUCUGCUAUAAAUACCUGACUCAUAGCCGAGGCUCAGCUGACAGGACUCCCUACAGGUCUGGACUCUUCUGGAACCGGUCUCUGAGCUGCAGGACUUCAGGUCUAGUUUUCACUCUGCGGGGAGUUUUCCAGCAGUUUUUCUUUGUUUUGGAGGUCUCUGGUUUCUCCUGAAUGUGAGGAGGGGUAAGCUGACCCAGAGGACUCAGGAGCCAUGGGAGACUUCUGGGGAGGUGUUGCCAGUCAGAGGGUGGCCCGAGGGAUCUCGUUGGGGAACGAUGAAGAGGCGGUUUUGGACCAGGGGAAGACCAGCUCCACGCUCCACACAAACUUUGAGAAAGAGGAACUGGAGAGCCACCGAGCUGUUUACGUCGGUGUCCAUGUCCCUUUGGGCCGAGAGAGUCGAAGGCGGCACCGGCACAGAGGACACCGACAUCACCGGAAACGAAAGGACCGCUCAGAUAGAGAGGACGGGCGAGAGUCCCCCUCAUAUGACACGCCGUCUCAGAGGGUCCAGUUCAUCCUGGGAACAGAGGACGAUGAUGAGGAGCACAUUCCCCACGACCUGUUUACUGAGCUGGACGAGCUGGCCUUCAGGGACGGAGACGUCCAGGAGUGGAAGGAGACGGCCAGGUGGUUGAAGUUUGAGGAGGACGUGGAGGACGGCGGCGAGCGCUGGAGCAAACCCUACGUGGCCACGUUGUCUCUGCACAGCCUGUUCGAGCUGCGCUCCUGCAUCCUGAACGGCACCGUGCUGCUGGACAUGAGCGCCAACAGCAUCGAGGAGAUAGCAGACAUGGUGAUUGACAGCAUGCUGGCGUCGGAUCAGUUGGAGGAGGGGCUGGAGGAGAAGGUGAGGGAAGCCAUGUUGAAACGACAUCACCAUCAGAACGAGAAGAAGCUCAGCAACCGCAUCCCGCUGGUCCGCUCCUUCGCCGACAUAGGCAAGAAACACUCUGACCCACACCUGCUGGACCGCAACGGGGAGGGUCUCUCCUCCUCUCGCCUCUCGCUCCUCCGUCGCUCCUCCCUGGCCAUAUUCGAUGCCUCCACCCCUCCCUCAUCUCCCUCCGUCAUGUUUCAGCGCCUCCUAUCAAGCUCCGCCUCUCAGCCCUCUCCCAGUCUCUACCGUUACGGACGCCACCUGUCUGAACCCUGCCCGCCGGGACUUGUCCCACCAUUAGGACACGCCCCCUCAGAAGGGACUCUACGGCGCUGCUCUGCUCCAGAGAAGAUGAUUGUUGGACAGGGAGUUCCUGACGUGGUGGUUCACCCACCUGAGGAGGACAUGUUCCAGAUGGAGGAGGUGCAGGGGCUCCUCCAUCAGGACCUGCAGCUUCCUGAGAGUCACACAGGAUCUUUCACGACGUGGCGUACAAGGCCAAGGACCGGACGGACCUGCUGUCUGGGAUCGAUGAGUUCCUGGAUCAGGUCACAGUCCUGCCUCCAGGUGAAUGGGACCCCAGCAUCCGGAUCGAACCACCGAAGAACGUCCCAUCUCAGGAGAAGAGAAAGAUACCAACACUGGCUAACGGCUCCGCCUACAGUGCUGACGCCGUGAAGGAGGCGGAGCAUCACACGGGCCCGGAGCUGCAGAGGACGGGCAGGAUCUUUGGAGGUCUGGUGAACGACGUUCGGAGGAAAAGACCGUUUUAUUGGAGCGACAUCAAAGACGCCCUGAGUCUGCAGUGUGUGGCGUCCAUCCUCUUCCUGUACUGCGCCUGCAUGUCACCUGUCAUCACCUUCGGAGGGCUGCUGGGAGAGGCCACCAAAGGAAACAUAAGCGCCAUCGAGUCUCUGUUCGGGGCGUCCAUGACGGGCGUGGCCUACUCUCUGUUCGCGGGGCAGCCUCUCACCAUCCUGGGCAGCACCGGCCCGGUUCUGGUGUUCGAGAAGAUCCUCUUCAAGUUCUGUUG
Austrofundulus limnaeus is the source of this 2285-nucleotide messenger RNA. Its product is annotated as sodium bicarbonate cotransporter 3. NCBI's taxonomy places the organism in Eukaryota, Metazoa, Chordata, Actinopteri, Cyprinodontiformes, Rivulidae. Gene Ontology annotation, molecular function: sodium:bicarbonate symporter activity; monoatomic anion transmembrane transporter activity; solute:inorganic anion antiporter activity. The record is from RefSeq and is a predicted model, not a curated record. Gene Ontology annotation, biological process: monoatomic anion transport; regulation of intracellular pH; bicarbonate transport. Gene Ontology annotation, cellular component: plasma membrane; basolateral plasma membrane; apical plasma membrane.